Messenger RNA from Spodoptera litura, 3456 nucleotides. It is a transcript of the gene aralar1, whose product is annotated as calcium-binding mitochondrial carrier protein Aralar1. Gene Ontology annotation, biological process: malate-aspartate shuttle; L-glutamate transmembrane transport; aspartate transmembrane transport. The record is from RefSeq and is a predicted model, not a curated record. Lineage: Eukaryota; Metazoa; Arthropoda; Insecta; Lepidoptera; Noctuidae. Gene Ontology annotation, molecular function: calcium ion binding; L-aspartate transmembrane transporter activity; L-glutamate transmembrane transporter activity.
UUUGCAAAAAAAACUUCAAGCUGUUCGACCAAGUUGAAAAGUGCGAAAUUGUUUUAGGUUAACGAAUAAACAAAAGCUCUUAAAUAUUUUAGCAUUAUCAUAGCCGGGCGGCUGAGACGAUCAUGAGCACAGUGCGUGUUUAACAAAAAUAGACUUUUGUACAUUUUUAUGUAUCGUGACGUGUUAUCAGGGCUAACGUAGUUUAUACAAAUUGUUGCCGAGUUAAACAUUACAGUAUUCUCUCAGAAAAAUUGUGUUGUGACAAAUAAAACACUGUAAUGUUUAAAUCUUUGUUGAGCUCGGUAAUCACUCAGGCCAGCUGUCAAGAGGUGGGGGGCUGGUUAUUUAAAGCGGGCGGACACAGAUCGUCUACAUGAGAUAUUCUUGAAGUUCGCCACCGUCGACAGGAACGGUGAGAGGUUCAUCACCAGUGAAGAUUUUGUACGCAAGUUUUUAGGAUUAUUCGAAGAAGAUGACUACAAUGCGGAAUCAGUCAAGCUCAUCGCGGGCAUCGUGGACAUGGACAAAGAUGGGUACAUCUCAUUCUCGGAGUUCCAGGCGUUUGAGGGCCUGCUCUGCGUACCCGAUGCGCUGUACAAGACCGCCUUCCAACUCUUCGAUACUAAUGGCAAUGGACUCGUCGCUUUUGACGAGUUUGCAGAAGUCAUGCGCAAAACGGCCCUCCAUCAGAAACUCCCAUUUAACAUGGAGAGUACAUUCGUCCGUUUGUACUUCGGCAAGGACAAGAAGAGGUUGGUAACAUACCCUGAGUUCAGCCAGUUUCUUCACGACUUCCACGAGGAAUAUGGAGUGGAAGCCUUUAAGAAAUGUGACAAAGAUGGAACAGGCUUCAUCAGCGCUGGGGACUUUAGAGACAUUAUGCUGUCUGUUAAGAAACAUCUCCUGACUAAGGAGUUGAAUUCUAAAGUUAUUAAUGCUUCGGGCUUCCCACACGGUGAACGCAAAAUCAGUUUCCCCUACUACAUGGCCUUUAAUUCUCUUCUAAAUAACAUGGAGCUGAUCAAGAGAGUCUACCUUAAUGCAACCAACGGCACUCGAACGCAAGAAGUCACGAAAGAAGAGUUCUUACAUUCAGCUCAGAUGAUGUCCCAGAUCACGCCCUUAGAAGUUGAUAUAUUGUUCACUUUGUGUGACAUGAUACAUCAUACAAAUGGUCGAAUCGUAUACAAUGAUCUCAACUCCAUCACACCAGAGCAGUACUUCAAACAAGUCACACGGCGCGUAGCAGAAAUCAAGGCUGUCUCCAGUCCGGAAGAGAGAGGCGUGUUGAUACAAAUAUUGGAGAGCACUUACAGAUUCACACUCGGUUCUAUUGCUGGUGCCGUCGGUGCGUCAGCAGUAUACCCCAUCGAUUUAGUGAAAACUCGUAUGCAGAACCAACGCACAGGCUCCUUCAUCGGUGAGGUCGCGUAUAGAAACUCCUGGGACUGCUUCAAAAAGGUCAUCCGGCAUGAAGGCGUCUUCGGUUUAUACAGAGGAUUAGUACCACAGCUUAUUGGAGUAGCACCCGAGAAGGCUAUUAAAUUGACGGUCAACGACUUCGUUCGCGACAAAUUCACAGACAAGAAAGGAAAUAUUUCGUUAUACGCAGAGAUCCUGGCCGGUGGUUGUGCCGGUGGUUCACAAGUAGUGUUCACAAAUCCUCUAGAGAUUGUGAAGAUUCGUCUACAAGUAGCUGGGGAGAUCGCGGGAGGGACCAAAGUAAGAGCAUGGUCUGUUGUGAAGGACCUCGGCCUGUUCGGCCUCUACAAGGGGGCGAAGGCCUGUCUACUCAGAGACGUGCCUUUCAGUGCUAUCUACUUCCCUGCUUAUGCUCAUGUUAAGGCUAAAUUCGCGGACGAGAACGGUUACAACCACCCCCUGACGUUGCUGGCGGCCGGUGCCAUCGCGGGCAUCCCGGCCGCCUCACUCGUCACGCCGGCUGACGUCAUCAAGACUCGAUUACAGGUGGUUGCUCGGUCGGGCCAAACAACGUACAACGGCGUCAUAGACGCGGCGCGCAAGAUAUACGCGGAGGAGGGCGCGCGCGCAUUCUGGAAGGGAGCCGUCGCCAGGGUGUUCCGCUCCUCGCCGCAGUUCGGAGUCACGCUCGUCACUUACGAAAUACUACAGCGCUUGUUCUUCGUCGAUUUUGGAGGAUCACGCCCAGCCGGUUCAGAGUUACACGUGGCGACACCUAUCGAGGAGUCUGUGAAGAAACCACAUCACAUCGGCGGCUACCAGGUGGCGCUGCCAGUACUAACGGGGCUCGAGACCAAGUUUGGUAUCUCCUUGCCUCGCUGGUCGGCACCUAAACCUGCGCCCGCGCCGCAGUAGUGGUACAGUAAGGAUGGACGCUCGUAGAUAUUUAUAUUCAGAAGGUUGACACACUAUCGCGUUGUUUUGGAUAAAUAUUAUCAGAAGUUGAUUAUAUUCACGAUGAAAAGAAUAUUAUUGGUCAGUUUCAAUAACCUAUCUUUCGGUAGAUCAAAUUACAAGAGGAUUUCGACACAUUUUGUAUGGAACUUUAUCUUUGGUAGCCCAAUCUACUGAGGGAUGAGUUAUUAAAUCUGACAGAUUGUAUUAUCUUGUUUCUUUCACGGUAUAAUCAAAUUAAUGUGAAAGCGAGAUAGUUAUAUUUUUUUAUUGUAAUUACUUUUCUUUGCGAAUGAUAUAACUAACUACUGGUAGUUUUGUCCAAAAACGCAUCGUGUAUAAAAAUGUAUGUAGCAUACUAUACGGAUGUAAGACAUUACAAAGUGAGAUUAAGGAUUAUUAAACAAGUAACAUUAUACAUUUUAUACCACACGUUACUCAAGAGAUUUCUUACAAUCUAAAGUAUUUAUAAACAUCUAGCUUUGUUUACAAUACAAUAAAAAUAUAGUACAAUAUUGUAUUGACACACCUCUGCUUAGCCCUUCAGACAGAGCCGAAUUAUCCCUAACAUAAACUAGGCAAGUGUCUAGAGCGCCAGGUUGACGCUCAUAAUAUUAUGGGCGCCUGUGGACGGCCAUAAUAUUGCCUAGGGCGCUGUCUAGGUUUAGUCCGGCCGCUGCCUUCAGAGAUUAAAAGGCGUGGUAUUAUAAAUAACAUAAAUAGUAUGUAUCUUCAAGCCGCCAAGCGUUAGAAAAGUUAAUUAUUAUAUUUUCGGGAAACUCAUGUUACUGUUUGACGGGAAACUCGACUGGGUAAUAGGAGUGUGACACAGUGAGUGCGGUAUGUAAAGUCGUUUUUGCGUUGACCCGGGAUUCGUACCCAACACUACGCAGCCGCGAGCGAGUCUAGCGGCAAGUCGCGCGCCGCCGACGCCACGGAUAGAGCACAGUGCGCGGGAAUCCCGCCAGGGGGCGCUGCAGUCGAGCAGACAGCUCUUCGCGGGGUGCUACUCAUGAAUAUGACCUCUAGUAUGCCUUGAAACUAGUCGAGUUCCUCAUCUAACAGUUACGUGAGUAAGCC